This is a messenger RNA of Folsomia candida, 2827 nucleotides long. Its product is annotated as 85/88 kDa calcium-independent phospholipase A2. Gene Ontology annotation, cellular component: mitochondrion. The record is from RefSeq and is a predicted model, not a curated record. Gene Ontology annotation, molecular function: protein binding. The transcript is spliced from 13 exons. NCBI's taxonomy places the organism in Eukaryota, Metazoa, Arthropoda, Collembola, Entomobryomorpha, Isotomidae. Gene Ontology annotation, biological process: lipid metabolic process; positive regulation of ceramide biosynthetic process. Bases 129 to 2693 code for a protein of 854 amino acids.
GUGCAAGGUGAGAUGAGUCAGAGUUCAGCAGAAAUCAAGUUGUUCCUUCUGUUUGCUCUCUAGUUUAGUUAUUUGUUUAUAAAUAAUAUCGUGUGACUUUCAGUAAUUAAUUUGUAACUCCUUCGAAAAUGGCUAACAUUCAAGGGUUCGGCGAAAUCAUUGGCAAUCUUUCUCGCUCCGUGAUAAACACUGCAUUCAAUGCAGCAGCAAAUUCGGCCAGCAGGGCGAUGGAUGGUUUCACGGUCCAGGAAAUUACUGGAGCUGGAAACAUUGAUGACGUCACUCAUUAUCCCGUGUUGAACAGAACCAUGCCUCUUCUUCUCUACGGUCCGGUCCCACCUGGCAGAUUCCUCGGCACUCGGCCUGCUUAUCAUGUCAUUCUUCAUGCCACAAACUCGUCCAGAAUGUUUAGUAUGCUCAGAUCUGACAACCGAAAGGAGGCUGAAGAUACGUUUGUCUUGUACAAAGAAUCAUUUCCCCUCUUGGUGGAGUGUGAUCCCAUGAUUUGCGAUACGAACAAACUGGACGCGAUGGCCAGAAAAUUACGAGAAAAUCCAGGCUGGACUGCUCCGCAUCUGGCAUCCUCGUCCGGGUUACUUAACUGCUUGAAGCAUGAGAAAAUGAAGGUCAAGCUAAAUGAACAAGAGGGGACGAUGCUCCGAACCCCAUUGCAGAUUGCUAUUGAUCAAGGGAACAUUGGAGUCAUAUCGACUUUAUUGGAGCUUGGGGUGGACGUGACAAUUGCUGACAUCAAAGGGAAUUCCGUUUUUCAUGUGGCUGCUACCAAGUCGCUUCCAGCUUUUCAAUUACUUUUGGAUAAAUUGCCAAUACGUCAUCAUGAACUUUUAAACCACAUUAAUGCAGAGGGUUUUACCCCUUUGCAUUCUGCCUGUAAAAAUAAUAACGCAGAAAUAGUCAAGACGUUGUUGGCUGCUGGUGCAAACUCUAAUGUGUCAUCCCAAUUGCAAGGAUUUCCUAUUCAUGUUGCUGUUAAAGCUCAAUCUGUUUUAUGUCUGCAGGAAUUAGUUGCGCAUAAUCCCAGUCAGCUUCAAAUGAAGGAUUUGCAAGAGGGAGGGUCUCCACUGCAUUGGGCUGCUGGUCCAGAGACGUUGAUUCCACUCCUAGAUCUAGGCUGUGAUCCUAACACGACUGACGCCAACGGUUUGACGCCACUUCAUAAUGCGGUACGUCGUGGUUGCUUGAAGAGUACGAUAUAUCUAUUAUGUCACGGAGCAUUCCCAGAUAUGAAAGGUGGUGAGGAUGACGAUACGCCGCUCCAUGUUGCUUCUCGAUUAUGUUCAAAGACUUUGAUGCAGGCCUUGAUAGUGUUCGGAUGCGAUGUCAAUCUUUUAAAUAAAAGGGGUGACAAUUCGCGACAUUUAGUUUGUACAUCACAAAGGUCGGACAAGGACCAGGUGCUUUACAUUUUAUCUGCUAUCGGUGCCAUGCGGUGCUCCCCAUCUAAAGCUAGCAGUUGUGUUGAUGGUUGUAAAUUCUCGGGUUCCUUCGAGGGUUCUCAACCACCAAAUUUUCCAACCCAUGGGGCAGUGAAUUUGAUGCAUGAGGCGUUGUCUGCCCUUGGAAAUAUUCAAGCUGGAGGAAGUGGACAUCACAACAAUAACAACAAGACUGACUCUGCUGCAACCUCAUCAUUUGCAGACUCCUUAGACCCGAUCAAUUUGGGCGGAAGAUUACUGUGUUUAGAUGGGGGUGGGAUCCGAGGAAUGGUUCUAACACAGAUGCUAGCAGUGAUUCAAAAGGAACUGGAUUUACCAGUGAUUGAAAUGUUUGAUUGGAUAGCUGGGACAAGCACUGGGGGGAUAUUGGCAUUGGCUCUUUCAGUCGGCAAAACUCCAUUGGAAACCCAGUGCAUAUACAUGAGACUUAAAGAUAAAGUGUUUGUCGGCGAACGACCGUAUAGUGCCACCGUGAUGGAGGAAUUCCUUAAACAAGAAUUUGGUUGUGAAACUACGAUGGGAAGCAUUCAUCGUCCAAAAGUUAUGAUAAUGACCGCUCUUGUUGACCGAAGACCUGUUGAUCUACACAUCUUUCGUAAUUACAUCUCCCCUAGUGUACUGAUGGGAGAGACUGAGGUAUGUGAAGUAGAUCAUAGUUCUCAGUGCGUUUGGGAAGCUGCAAAAGUUACCGGUGCUGCACCGUCAUAUUUUCGUCUGGAUAAUGACAAGUUUAUUGACGGAGGACUGAUAUCCAAUAAUCCAACUUUGGACGCAAUGACAGAAAUGCAACGGUUUAAAACAGCCAUGAAAAAGUUGGGUUAUUUCCGUAAUGGAGAGAAGUUCCCAACAACUGUUGUUUCUCUUGGGACAGGAAUACCUCCAAAGACAUCAUCAACAGCAUCAGCAAUUGAUAUAACUUGGCCAUCUGGGAUUUUUGAUACAAUUACCAAAGUUCCACGUCUAGCUUCUCUCGUCAACCUUCUUAUUGAUCAGGCCACACAAUCUGAGGGACAGGUGGUUGAACGUGCCAGAGCCUGGUGCUCUUCCAUUGACGUCCCUUUCUUCAGAUUUUCACCUCAGAUGACUGUGGAUGUUGGCCUUGACGAGAAAAAUGAUGUUACCCUAAUUAAUUUGUUGUGGGAAACUCGAUGUUUCAUGAUGUCAAACAAAGACACGAUUCUUAAAAUGAAACACAUUUUAGUACAGCAACAACAAUCUCGAGUUCCUACUAGAUAAAUAGCUUUCAAUCAUUUUGUCAUUCCUCCAAUUGUGUGAUAUCUUUUAAAUUUUAAAAAUUGUGUGUAUGUAUGCAACUUUUGAAUAUUGUGAAUAGAAAGUUUUAAUAUAAAUAUUUAGUUUAUUUAAACAAA